AGCAGCUGAUUAUAUUAUACAUUAAUAAAAAUCAUUAUUUUUAAAUUACUGCCAUGUUGGCAAUAUAUUACAAAUUUAAUUUUUUUAACAAGGUAUACUGUGUUAGUAAAAUAUUUUAUUUCUGCCACUUAGCGCUGUCAUUUGGCAACCCUGGCACGAAACCUUCAGCUGUGCUUUUGUAUACAUAUCAAAAUAACACAGCAAAACUGCAGCGAAAAUUCAAGAGUAAUCAUUUCUUGUCGUAAAUUGUAAAAAUAAAAGCCAUAAUCGCAUAAAAUGGAUGAGGAAGAGACGGCAGAAAUCGAUGAGGCAACCUCGAACGAGGCGUCAAACGCUGCACUUGCUGUCGCUGCUGCUGCAAGCGACGACAUGCAAGUGGUAGAGACAGAGACAGUGGCAGAGGCGAGUUCCGUGGCGGAGGCGGAGAAUGUUGUAGUACAAGCGAUAACUGAACAUAGCCGAGCACGACUUGAGAAUAUGCUUGAAGGAGUGGAAAAUAUGGUCGAGGAACUUAGUUAUCUUAUUGGCCAUGACGCGGCCUCCUACGAGGCGUCAAAUCCUGCAAUUGCUAACGCUGCUGCAGCGGCACAUCCGUCGGUACAGGCAGAAUCUGCCUCGGAUACUAGAACACAAUUUGAUACUGCACAUAGAGUAUAUCACAAUAGCACAGAUCGACUUACUAAUAUGCUUAGGGCAGUGGAUGACAUGGUCGUUGAGGUCAGCGAUUUUACAAAUUUAAUACGUGAUGUCGACACACUGAGAGAUGAGCCAGAUGCUACUACAGAUGAAGCACCAGCAGCUGCUGUUGAAACAGUAGCAGCUGCUGAUGAAGCAGAAGCAAGUGCAUCACCGCCUCCCGCUGUGGAGGAACUGCCACAGGAAGCGGAGCCACAGCAGGAAGUUGAGCCACACAUCGCAGAAAUGCCCGAGGACAGCGCCAGUAGUGAUAGCAUCAGCAGCGACAUGUCUCUGGGUAGUCCAGGCAGCGAAGAUGAUUCCGAUAUAGAGGCCAUGCCUCGCUGGAUGAUACCAGCGAACCGCGUGCGUUCUGCUGUCGAUAUGCUUGUGUCCCAGGCACGCACCCAGGAUGGCGGAAUCUCGAGUUUUUUGCGACGCGAGAACUUUUUGCAGCGUGUGCGGAGCAUGGUCUUUAGCCAAGAUCGCAUACGCAAUCGUGUUACCAAUGAAGCCAAUGCUGUUGCCGAGGAUACAGCCGAAGUGGAGACACCCCCAAUGGACACGGAGAUGAACGACGAUGUGCGCUUCGACACGAAUUUGCCAGCAGAACAUUCGUAUUUUGGCAACAAUUUGAAUCGUGUGCCUGGCGUGGAUUAUUUGGAAGUGGGAAGCACACAUCGCAUGCUCAUCUUUAUGCACCAGCAUAUCUUGUUUCCCGGUGAAGUGUUGCCCUUCAUGAUAAAUGGCAGCAUCAUCGAUGAAGAAGUUAAUGACGCGGGACGUGAUGGCGUCAUUUUUGGCGUAGGCUUCCCAUUGAUGCAGCCACCCGAUGAUAAUCCCCACAAGCUUUAUGGCGUCACAUGUCAGAUCUAUGAGAAGGGCGAGAGUGGCAAUCAUCUGGUAUUCUACAAAUCUCGUGCCCUGCAACGCAUUGUUAUCAAUUGCGACGACAUACAAGGAAAUCCUUUCAGACCGCCGCAGUAUAUCGCACGCAAUCCGACCAUGAAGUGCUACAGCAAGGUCAAGAUUUUGCCAGAAUAUUUCCUGCCCGAGCCGCUGAAAUGCCUAGACAUGGGCUCGUUGAAUCGUUUUCGUGAUAUACCCUCAAUGAAGGAUAAGUUCCAACGCUAUCAGUUGACGACAACGCCUUGGCCACUGGAGGCGUGUCAGGAGUAUUCGUUUGAGGAUAUCAUAGAGAAGGCACGCAAGAAGCUAGAAAUUCACAAGAUUGACACAAUGCCCCGGUGUCCCAUACAAUUGUCCUUUUGGUUGGUACGCAAUCUGCAUCUGACCGAGAAGAUGAUGCGUUUGACGUUCCUUACGAAUUCAGUGAACACAAGACUGCAGCUCAUUGGCACCACAUUGAAGCAGGAAUCGCUCUUCUACUGUCGCUACUGCAACAGCAGUUUGGCCUCUUGUUCCGAUCUGUUUGCCAUGUCCAAGCAUGGCGUGCAAACACAAUACUGCAAUUCAGGUGGCUAUAUUCACGAGACGAAUACGGUUUAUCGCGUCAUCUCGCAUGCCAUUGGCUAUAGCGGUGAACCAUCCACCGAGUUCAGUUGGUUCCCUGGCUAUCAGUGGCAUAUUAUUAUCUGCAAGUUCUGUGCUCAGCAUGUGGGUUGGGAAUUCAAGGCAGUCGAACCAAAUUUGGCGCCCAAGGUCUUCUUUGGCCUGGCUGGUUCCAGUGUCCGCAUCGGAAGAACCAGUGAGCGAACGCCAACCAACAAUGGCAGCACCUUUGUAGUCCGUAAUCUUAUGCGUCUCGUCUCUAGAGAAUUGGAAUGAGGCUGGCGACUAGUGAAACGCAUUGGCGGCGGCUUCAAUUGUUUAUUCUGCUACUGUUGUCGUCGAUGUCCACGACGACGUCGACCCGUUGGAUCUUUGGAGCUGCGUAAUCUCUAGCAAACAUAGCGUAGAGCAUUUAAAAUUCGUUUCACAAUUUUCUCCUAGAAAUAAUUAUACUAAUUUCCUU
Messenger RNA from Drosophila albomicans, 2650 nucleotides. RefSeq names its product protein cereblon (gene ohgt). The transcript has 5 exons. The record is from RefSeq and is a predicted model, not a curated record. Lineage: Eukaryota; Metazoa; Arthropoda; Insecta; Diptera; Drosophilidae. Bases 277 to 2463 code for a protein of 728 amino acids.